AUGCGACCACCAGCGAGGUUUUCGACAGUUAGGGCACAAUCAGCAGCAGCAGCAGCCCGGAUGGACAGGUCUGGGGCAAUAUCACCUGCAGAAUCACUCACCUCGGUCGCGACGACUCAGACAAAUAAUGGAGGCACAAAACGCAAGGACCGGGAUUUUGAGCGCGACGAAGGAGAGACCAAUAUCAAUGUUGUGGUGCGAUGUAGAGGGCGGAACGAGCGCGAAGUGAGGGAGAAUAGCGGAGUCGUAUUGUCAACGGAUGGCGUCAAGGGAAAGAGCCUGGAUCUCCUGAUGGGACCAAGCGCGCUCAGCAAUAAGACUUACCAUUUCGACAAAGUAUUUUCUGCGGCGGCUGACCAAGCUAUGAUUUAUGAUGAUGUAGUGACGCCGAUCCUGGAUGAGAUGCUCGCUGGUUAUAACUGCACGAUAUUUGCGUAUGGACAGACUGGUACGGGCAAAACGUAUACCAUGUCUGGUGAUAUGAACACUACCUUUGGCAUCCUUUCCGAUGCUGCAGGCAUAAUACCUCGCGUCCUCUAUUCGCUGUUUACCAAAUUAGAUACUGAUGAUGCAGAAUCCUCGGUCAAGUGCUCUUUUAUUGAGCUCUACAACGAGGAGCUUCGUGACUUGAUUUCCCCCGACGAUAAUGCCAAAUUAAAGAUGUUCGUCGACGACAGCAAAAAGGGCCACUCGAGCACAAUUGUUCAGGGCAUGGAGGAAUCCCACAUUGGGAGUGCAGUCGACGGCGUAAAAUUGCUACAGGAAGGGAGCCGAAAGCGCCAAGUUGCAGCAACCAAAUGCAAUGACCUGAGCAGCCGGAGUCACACGGUUUUCACAAUAACCGCAUAUAUUAAAAGGACUAGAGAAAAUGGGGAGGAUUAUCUUAGUGCUGGAAAGUUAAAUCUCGUCGACCUGGCGGGCAGCGAAAACAUCCAGCGCAGUGGUGCGGAGAACAAGCGUGCCGCAGAGGCAGGCCUCAUCAACAAGAGUUUAUUAACUCUCGGACGAGUUAUCAAUGCUUUGGUCGAUCGAAGCUCACACAUUCCGUAUCGCGAGUCGAAGCUUACGCGAUUGCUCCAGGAUUCUCUCGGUGGAAGAACCAAAACUUGCAUCAUCGCCACAGUUUCUCCUGCUAAGAGUAACUUGGAAGAGACGAUUUCAACGCUAGACUACGCGUUCAGGGCAAAAAACAUCCGGAAUAAACCACAGGUGAAUCAAAUGAUCAAUAAGAAAACACUGCUGAAGGAAUUUACCUGGGAAAUCGAGAAGCUGAAGAGCGAGUUGAUCGCAACCCGUCAACGCAAUGGCGUCUAUUUGUCAAACGAGGCGUUCGAGGAGAUGACCGCGAAGAGCGAAUCUACGCGUAUUCUUAGCGAUGAGCAGUCUGCAAAGAUCGAGGCAAUGGAGAUAAAUUUGCGAAACAAGGUGCAAGAAUUAUACUCUCUAACCUCAAAUUUCAUGACGCUCAAGAAGGACAACGAGGGUACAAAAGCAGUGCUAGAUGAGACGAAAGGCCUCCUAGAGCAGACUGAGUUUGUUCUUUCCAAUACUCGCCAGAGUUUAGCGGACGAGACAGUACUCCGCAAAGCUCAUGAACAAACCGAAGAACAACUGAACCUGGUUGGCAAAGAGCUUAUUGCUACUUUAGGUAAAACAGUCCAGGAUGUCGGCGGUCUUCAUGACAAAAAUCGGAGGAAAUCGGACUUGCAGUCAUUGAACCGGAAUACUUGGGGGUUAUCCCAAGCACAGGUCUCCGAAGUUACAAGUCUUGUCGAAACCAGAGUCGAAGAAUUCUGCAGCCAACAACAGGAGCUGAUGGACGCUGUGUCUCACAGAAUGCAAUCGUUUAUAGAAGGCGAAUUAGGGAAACUAUCCUCAACCCAAGAGUUUCUAGAGGAAAAUGUAGCUGCGUUUGAAAGUUCCGAGCACGAGGUCUCAGAGCAAACGAAAUCGGCAAAGGAGGAGAUGGACCUUGUUCUUGAAGAAAUCAAGACUCUCAGGGAGGAUGUGAAAGCUCGCGUAGGACAAGGGCUCCAAGGGCUCUCUUUCGCAACUGAACGUAUUUCUGCUGAAGUGAUCAGUGAAUUAGGUGAUUUCCACACCAAUCUCCAUGUCUCUUAUAGUUCACUUGGUCAUAAUUUCAAGACCUUGUUCGAAGAUCUACUCCAACACGUCAAUAGCCAGAAGGCGGAGGCGGACGAGUUACGGAGGCAGCUAUCUGCGGCCAGUGAGCUUGCUAUGCAGUCCAAUGCGAUCGUUUCCUCGAGACUAGAUCAAGUUGUUCGAGAAGAGCGUGAAGAGGCAGCGAGAGAUCGUCAAAGCCUACUCUCCCAGAUCACAAGCCUUGUCAUGGCUCAAGGCGAGGCCCAGGACGCCCGUUUAAGUGGAAAGAUCGAGGAAGUUAGAAAAGAUGUCACAUCUUCAAAAGAUGCAUUCGAGGCAUCGCGUACCCAGUACAGUCUCGGAAUGGAUGCCUGGGAUGAGAAGGAAGACAAGCUGGCCGAGGAAGUCAUUCGAUCACGAGAGGCUCUAAAGAAUCAACUGAAGGAAGACUGGGUGAUCGCAAAUAAAUAUAACUCAUCCCUCCAGGCCACCACCAAAUCCGUUCAUGAGGAAACCGUCCACAUCGUGGACGAACAGGUGAAGGGCAUGGAGUCGCAAAUGCAAGCUCUCGAUGCCUUUGUAAGCCGUGCUCGAUCUCAAAAUGCCCGGCAUCAUAACAGUCAUACACAAUCGUUACAAAACCUAUCCGGCACCGUCAAAACUUCGUACGAUGAUAUUGGCUCGCGUUUCGCGUCCACCUAUGAGCGAAUUCGUGAUCUCGGAGAUGAAAUGUCGGAGAAUACGACGUCGUUGCAGGAAACGCUUGUACCCUUGGACUCCAUCCUACGACAACCACUUGCAGUCCUUCGAUCAAAUAUCACAACUACACGAUUCCAGGAGUAUCAGCCAACAGGGGAUACGCCCCAGAAAGUCCAAUAUCAAUACCCAACCCAGUUGCCGAAGACUGAACCGCACGAACAACUGCUCGCUGCAUUGCAUCGUCCCCGUGGCUCACCCAAUGUAGCAAGCCCGAGCAAGCCGACAAUGAUUCCAGUCAUAUUCCACGAUGCAGCAGAUGGGGUAUCCGACGAAAGUACUACGCCAUUCACAUUCUCAGCCUCGAUGCCAGCAUUUCCAUCCGAAGGCCGGCCUGCUACAAGUGGUGGUCUCCGAGAAAUCAAUGUCAACAUAAACGCCGGGUCGCUAAAUCACGAACCGCAAGACACGGCACACUCCGCUAGCGUCGGAAGCGGCAGUGCGAAGGAGCCUAGGGAGAUUUUCAAGAGGAGUGUCACGGCGGGAGGGAAGCUGCCUGUAUUGAGGAGUGGAAAGAAGAGUAGCAGUAGUGUGCUCCCUGCGGAUGGUAGGGAAAAUGUGAAUGUCUUAGCGCAGAGUACGGGCCGUAGGAGAAGUCCGAGGAUUGCGGGGUAA
Venustampulla echinocandica is the source of this 3474-nucleotide messenger RNA. RefSeq names its product Kinesin-domain-containing protein. Lineage: Eukaryota; Fungi; Ascomycota; Leotiomycetes; Helotiales; Pleuroascaceae. Gene Ontology annotation, biological process: microtubule-based movement; mitotic spindle assembly. The transcript has 4 exons. The record is from RefSeq and is a predicted model, not a curated record. Gene Ontology annotation, cellular component: spindle microtubule; nucleus. Gene Ontology annotation, molecular function: microtubule binding; ATP binding; plus-end-directed microtubule motor activity. Bases 1 to 3474 code for a protein of 1157 amino acids.